AUUAUCGUUCGGCCUCAAUUCUCGUGUUUUAUUCGCUUAUGUUUAGUUAGUUUGAGUGGCAGACGAAGUAUCAAGAUUUGUUAGCGCGCGAGUCGUAGUAUAGUGGGAUUAAUCCCGGUCUAUUUGUGUCCCGUUCCCGCGUCCCGUGCUCCCGUGGGCACCCGCGACUGUCUUCAGGGUGUUCCCGCCCCGCGCUCCCCGUCUGCCCCGCCGCUCAUUCACGCGAUCAGCCAAUAUUUGGAUCGGGAUAGCGUGCUCGCAGCUGUCAAAUCAAGCGAUACGCAGUUGCUAUACUACUAACAAAUAAUCUUAUUUAUUUUGUUUCACGUUGCAGUGUCUUUACUUGUGUUUUGUCACGUGCAAAAACAAUGUGAAAAGUGGUUGUUAAAAUAUUUUCUUGAUUACUUUUACCCUUUUUGACUUAAAUUAAAUCGAUCGAACACGCAAAAUGUGAGGUGAUUUACCCUCAAAGUGUUAAGUGCUAAGUGAUGAAGGUGCGUUGUACGCGAAUUUGGCACCAAAGCGACCGAUCAUAAAGGAUAUAUUGGAAAGAGAAAAUGCGGAUCAAGCUCACAGACCUUCGCCCGAAUGGGCCACCGCCGCGGCUGGGCCUGAAGGCGGCGAGCCCCGGCGUCGACGAGGACUGCAACAGCAACACCAGCCUCGCCGGCAGCCAGCACUCGGCCGACGACCUCGACGCGCACUGUGACAACUCCGGCUACCUCUGGUUCCUCGACUAUAACCCGAUAUUCCGCGACGGCUCCUGUCACCACACGUCGGUGUUGUCUUCCGUGUCGGCGUCCUACAAAGGCAUUAGCGAUCUCGCCUCACGCUUCGAGUUCACGUCGCGCUACAACGACAUCGCGCGCGACCUCGAUGCCAACCUCGCCGAGGCCGACAUGGAGAGCUUCAAGACCGAAGACAUCCACGCCCUGCUCAUGACAGCCAAUCUCCCGCACGACACUAUAACUGAUGACCGAACGCAUGAUAGUAAUCCCCGUGGCGAGAUGUUCGCCAGCAUCUCGAGUUCUCUCAUGGAAAAGUUUCGGUUCGACAGCUCUCUCAGUGGCGACAGUAGUUUUCAGGGCGAAGAGUCCGUCGGUUCCAUCAACACGAUGUCGAUCUGCAAGUCGGAGCUGCUGUUCUCGCCGGUGAAGGAGCACGGCGUGCACUUCAGCGUGGACAGCCUGGACUGCUCGCUGCCCGCGGAGCAGGACCUUAUCCUCACGUGCCAGGCCAACAAGGACAACUACACCAUUGCCUUCGAGGGCAGCCUCACCGUCUACUCCGAGGACAGCGAGUGUAACGAGUUUGCCGUCAAUCAAAAACAUGACAAAUUGGAUAAGCAAGAAGAUAAUGCAACGCUAGAUGAAAGAACACGCAGGAAUUUAGAAUUAUUAGAAAGAUGUAAGAAACUAACCAAUAAGCUAACUACUUCUAUGGCUAGGAGUGACUUAGGAUUAACUACUUGGAGUAAGCUUAAGAAACAGACCAACCAUUCGCCUUUAAGAAGACACCCAUCGGGGAACAACAAUGAAGAUUCCCAUGAAGCGACCGAUGCAACAAGUGAUAUGAGCAACUCGGUUAUCAAGAGCCAAAGUCUGCCGAACCUCUACAGAAGAAAGAUUAUGAGCAGUUCCAUCAACUCGGCUGCUCUCAGCAAUUCAACGGUCGAUUCUUUCACCACCAAUCAAAGGUUAAUGGGUACUCCGACCUGCAUGAAAGUAUACGAUGUAUCGCAGCACCGUUCGACGCACGGAAGUCAGCAUUCAGAACCAAUGAGUACCUCCUCUACCGAAAACCAGUCAUCUUCAGACAAAAGUCAACCAAAGCAGGCCUUUAGCCUGGUAAAACUGUUUAUGAAACAAAAAAGCAACGAUGGUGUAGUUGGAUUGGAUCAAAUAGACAGGUCAGAAUGCUGGCCAUCUAGCUCAGGUGGUGAAAGUGGAGACUCCAUGGGAGAGCCAAAAGAUGACUCCAAAAUUUUAGUGCGUUCUCAAAUGGAAUUGCCGUGUGAUGUACCGGAAGAGGGCUCAGCAAUUUACGAUGAGAUUCCACCUAGCAACCCGUACAAUAAUAGAGUUUAUGACGAAGUAAUAGAAGAGGAAGAUAAUGAUGGCGUUAAAUUAAGCGAUAGCGAAUCCAAUCUUUAUGCGACAGUAAAUAAACGCCACUCAAAGAGAACUAACGUCAAUAUGAUGAAUAGCCCUUCAAGACUGAGAAGUAAUAAAAAAUCAUAUUCUUCCCAAUCGUCCAACACUAGUGUUAGUAUAUCGAGUUGCUCAGAGUCGGAUGGAACUCAGAUUACAAAAACGAAUCGAUUAUUGCAAAGAGAGCCUUUUGAUAACAAAUCUACUUCUACUCAUCUCGAGACCACCACUAUUGAUAAGAGUAUGCAGACGUCCACGUUACAAAUGUCGACCAUAUCCCAUGAACGUGAACUAUUCAAGGUGGUGGAACCCUCGUUUCUCGAGAAACUUAAAGAAGGAGACUGUGAGAAACCUGUAUUCAUACUGUACCCUAACUACACGCUUCCCGAUAUCAGUUUUCUGAACGGCCGACCAAAUAUAUACCUGAAUCCUGUAAAAGUAAACGUAUCGCCAAAAUCAAGCGAAAUCAAGAGGAACAGACUGAACGUUAAAGGUAAACGACCAUUUUCUUGCAACGACGUGGAGAUGCUAAAAAAGAAGGGGCUCGGGCACAUAAAAGAUUGGGAUUCAUUAAACUUUUUGCUACCCACAGAAUGCAAGCAAAUGUUAUCAGAGUUACCCGAAUUGAUGCAAAACGUAAGAGAAAAAGAAUGUGGAUCAAAAUGCGGUGACAAAUACUAUAACGCGACACCUAGAUCCAAGGGCAGGCCCAUGAGUUGCGACUGCAACAACCUGGCGGGCCACAACACCACCGUGUCAUCCAGCUCCAGCACGGCCACGCAGCCCUCGUCCGGCUAUCGCGGCUCCUCCACCAUGCUCACCGACUCCUCCGCGCAGGCCAGUCCCGCGCCGCACGGCAACUUCAACCCCUUGUUCGUCUACCGCUACGACAGCGCCACCAGCUCGGAGGCCAGCAACAACGAGGGCCCGAGAACCAACCCCGCCGUGCCGAAGCGAUCGCUCUCGGCGGCCAAGCAGGGCGAGCACGCCCCGCCCAGACCCCCUCUACCUAAGAGCAUUUUGCGUAAGUCGAUGGACAAAACGCGUAAAACGAGCACGCCGUCAAAACGUUACAGUAUGUUCGAAAUGGACGAGCUUUUGCAAGAUCAGAUCGUUUGUAUGACGGCUGCGACAGAGCACAAGACGAAGAGAAGAUCGCUGCAGGAGCCUUAUUAUUUACAAAAUCAAACCACAGAAUAUAGGAAAAAUAAUGAUUUAGCUGCCAAAAGACUAUCGCAGCAAUUUCUCGAUGCGGCCGAAAAAGAUGCCGACUACAAUGAACUUUUCCACGAUGAAGGUGUCGGUACUGAGAGUAGCCUGGAAUCGGGCAAAUCGAAUGAAUUGAAAUACCACAGACCUCACACGCCACCGAUGCCUAAACCGAGAACUAAGAAAACUGAGUACACGGAGUUCCCUCCACCGGGCGCUCUGAUCAGCAGCGCUGAUUUACAACAAUUAGAGGAGUUUUUGAAAUUAAGCGGCUUUAAUUGCCAAAAUAUGGAUGAAUGGGACCAAAAUCAAGUCCAAAAGGUAAGAAAUCAGGUUACCAAGUUUCUACAAAUGAAACGUUCUCAGGAAGAAAAUCAAAGGUCCACAGAUUCUAGCAGCAGUAGCUGCAAUAGCAAAAAAUCUGUUAGUUUUGCCCAUAAGUCUGAGGCCAAGCCCGAAACUCAACCAACCCAAGUGAAGGCAAUGGAAGAGCUGAAAGUAGCCAGUCUCACCACACCGCCUAACUCACCUAAUAUUUCUGCUGUAAUUUCACAAAGACUAUAUCAGGGUAAAAACUUGGCGGAGAUACCAAUUUGUGAAGAAGCUGAAAUAAGCCCAGACGAAUUCAGCAGCCCCUUGCACCACGACAGCAGAGGAAAAUACGACUUAAUUGAUUUAUCACAAAAAAGAGCCUUAGUCUCAAAUGUGACGGAUGCGGUGGAAAUGUUGAUUCAACACUUCUCUUCGGCCACUGACCAAGCCGAACUGGCUUUCCUGGGUGACUCUAAACAGUCUCCAGCUUGCGCCAAAAUCGCCCUAAAUGCUCUAUGCCCGGCAUUGUACGCUGUUUUCAGAGAUGGGCUUAAGGAGAACAUUGAAACCUCCUUCGGAGCCGUAAACAACUCCGUGUGGCAAAUGGUGGAGACUACCGCAAGGCAGGGUCCAAUAACAAAGUCCUUGAACGAGUUAGUGUUGAGGAUCAAUAGUGAAGAUGCUGUCACGGAAGGGCUGGUUAAAUUCAACGCCUUCAUUCUGGGACUAUUAAACGCUCAAUCAGUGGACGCAUGGGUAUCGUACGUGCGCACCCGCGAGUCGGUGCUGAGCAAGGCCUACAACGGCGACUCGCUGCUGCUGGCCGGCGUGCAGUCGCCGCGCUGCCGCGCGCUGCUGGACUCGCUGCAGGCCGCGCUGGAGCCGCUGCGCCUGCUGCCCUUCUCGCUCGACCUCAUGUUCGAGAUGCGCGAGCUGCACCGCAGCUUCAAGAAGAUCGAGAGCGACAUGCGCGCCGCUAGUCGGCCUACCUCGAUUAACACCCCACCACUAACACUGAACCAGCGGAACUUGCUGAAACUAGUGCGCUCCAUGCAUUCGAGCGGGCUUUCGAGCGACGACUGCCAGACAAGCGUCAUAAUGAGGCACAAAGAGCCAAAAAAGAAGGAGCCGUCUACCCCCGACCUUCUAAACGACUCCGCUAACGUAAAGACCGCGCUCGAGAAAAACAGACCACGCUCCUGCGUGAAUCCUUCGCCGAUCGGAUACGACCUAUGUCCGAACAACAGCAGGAUAGAGUUAGAGAAUAACCGGCGCUGGUCCGGGGUGCAGCUGGGCUCGAAGCUGAUGCAGGCGUUCGACCGGCUCGUGUUCGACGACAGCGAUGACUACACGGACAGCCUGGAGACCAACAAGACCGCGCGGCCUGCCGCCGCCGACUCCAAGCUGGAACGCAGCGGUGAGGAGUGGCGGCCAGGGUCUGCGAGCAGCGGUCACAGCGCGGCGGCCAGCGGCCACUCGGGCGGCAAGUUCCGGAGGCUCCAGCUCAAGUGGGAGCUGCUCAGCAACGCCGAGAGCCCCUCCUCGCCAUCUGGAGAGACGUCCCCGGCAGCGGCGCGCGGCUCCAAGAUCCCCCGGCCCGUGUCGUCGCCCGUGCGGCCCGCGGCGCCCACCGGCCCCGAGCCCGCCAAGAAUGCCCACCGGGGCAUCCCGGUGCCGGUGCGCAAGGUCGCGUCCCCGACGGCGAGCGCCGGCGCCCGCGCCGCGCCUGCGCGAGCGACCUCCGCCAAGCGCCCGCAACCCGCCAACAGAACUUUCCCCGAAGCUGUGAAGAAAGUCGUCGCCAAGACCAAGGAAAAGGAAGCAGUUAUUUGCAAGCCGGUUGCUAGGAAACCCGCGCCGACGUCGCGGGUGGACGGCGCUUGGGCGUCGCCGGCGCCGCGGCCGGCCUCGCUGCCGUACGGCCGCGCGCCGCCGCCCGCCGCGCCGCGCCGCGCCGCCUCCUCCUCCGCCGCCCGCCACCACUCUACCACACAGCACCAGAAACACAAAUACGUGAGAACACUAUGGCACCGGCUACCGUCGGACUCCGGGCACCUCGCGUUCAACGAGGGCGAGCGACUGCGGCUGAUCCUCGAGGUGGACUCGCAGCACCUGCUGUGCUGUCGCGGCGACCAGAAGGGGCUGGUGCCGCGCGACGCCGUGCUGCCGGAGGACUUCUGAUGCCCGCCCUAACGCUGGCAGCCUGAGUGGCGCCCCUUACACUUCGGCCGCCUUUAAACACGCCACAGGCUGCCGGUUAUAAACUCCCCAAAAAGUGUAGUGAAGCAGUGAGCGUUUAGUCAUUUCGAACUGGAACUCUUCGGUUGUAAUGGAUCCCGUGAAGCGAACGUUUUGUAUGUGAGGACAACGGUUGUAAAUAGUGAGGCGAGGUUUUGUAUUCUAUUAUAUGUACAUUUUAUUUCCAGUUACCUCUCAGCAAUAUGGAUAUUUUUAUUCGUCACGUAACAUACUCUGCUACAUCACUAAAAUUAUAAUUUAUUUAGUUUAUGAAUUCUACUCACGUUUAUAAAUUAUUUAGUAAAUUCUAGUCUUACGUUUUAAGGCACGACAUGGUCUUGAACUGUAAAUAAUAUUAUUUAAGGACACAAAUUGGGAAAAUAUUUACGGCAAAUAUAGAAAUGCAAAUUGCCUAUUUAAGUAAGUAGGUUGAUACAUUUAUUUCUUUGUAUAAAACACUGCAGUAAAUAUUUUUUUCAAUGUAAUGUGAUAUAGAUGAUUAUUUGUAUUAUAGGGAUUAAUCUCAAAUUAAUUACUAAGGAAAACAUUUGUACGCUAAAUUAUUCCAAAUUAAAUGCCGAGAGAAAGACGCCCAAUAUCGGAAAAAAUAUAACUUAGGAAAAUAUAAUCGUGAAUUUGAUGUCUAAAGUUACCCAUAUUUGUAUAUCAUUAUAUGAUGUGUAUAAUUCGUAGAGUGUAUAGGUAUUUCGUGUGUGUUAGAACUACAUUGUUUAUUUACAACCCCGUUUUUAACAAGUCUUGUGCAAAUACUCAAAUAUUUUUUUUUGCUGUAAACGAAUAUAAUAACUUAAAGUUAAACCAAUCAGGUAUUGGCCGUUUUUAUGCGUGUCGCGAACAGUUAAAGGUAGGAUGCUUGUGUUGGGGUGGUAAGAGCAAUGCAUUGAUCUCAGGGAAUGACAGACCGUUACAGACUAGUUAACCUGCCACCGGUACUAACUGCAUGCGCCUCUCCUCGCACCCUCCUUCGGGUCUAUAGUGAUGGGAUGGUCCCGGGAACUAAAGCGUUACAAGUACAGGUGUCGGGAGCGUAACCUCUAGUGUCACUAACUGCACGGCCUCCUCCACUCUCCCGGUCCCACGGCGUCCCUUCACGGCCUAGUACCAGCUACCGCACAUGCUCCGCUUCCCCGAUGCACGGGCACCACCCUCGCUCACAGUGAUCAGCUAAAACUGCCAGUAUUAUAAAUUAGGCUGCGGUUUCACUUUAGUGACGCUUUUUUGGUUACUGAUAUUGUGAUAUACCCAACCAUAUCACUGCUUAAGGAGGAACAAGGGAAAGAGAUAUUUUUUGUACCUAUUUGUAUUGCUCAAGUCUGGAGGAGUAUGGUUAAGAACGGUACGAUUAAUAUUCCUGAUAUACUCUUAAUCUAAGAACUUUAUACUCGUAUGGAUAUUCAAUUCAAAUAUGUCUGUCGAUAUAAAUUUAAUGUAAAUAAUGUUUUAGCGAAAUAUUAAAUGUCAAAAUUUGUAACAAAUCUUUUAAAUGCACGAUACAGUUCCUCUCGUAGUCCGUCGUGCUGUCGAGUCGCCGCAUCGGUUAACUUAGCACUAGUGGCCGAACGAAGGUACUCGACGAUAGCGGGCGCUUUCUCGAAGCCAUACGAAAUCGAUAUUCGAUGCUCUUGCCAGCUCCGUGGUAACGUAGAGGCUCGUCGACCGACAAAUCUCAUUAAUCUAGGCUGGUCGUAAGUUACACAAAUUAGAACUAUACUAUAGUUUAAAUAUUUAUACAAUAAAUAUAAUAAUAAUGACAUUGAUUAAACGUUUAUAGUUGAAUUAGUCUGCAACUGUCAUCAGCAUAUUAAAUCACGUUUGUUUGUGGAAGGAUUAGUGUUAGCAUUAAUUCGCGCUUUGUGACUGAAUGAUGUGAUGUGGCCUUUGUAUGUAAUUAAAGUUAAAUAGUAUUUAGUGUGAUGUGUGCGCUUGUUGCAUCGGUCCGAGUAUUUCUACUUACCAAUUGUCAUCGCUGUAUGCUUCUACGACUGUGUUAAUUAUAAUUAUAGUUAUUUACGAUACAAGUGCGGAAAAGAGGAAAUUCGAAACGAGUGUCGAUAAAUUGAAACACGACCGCAGGGAGUGUUUUAAAUCGACACGAGUUGCGAAUUACCUAUUCGCACGUGAAUCGUACAACGUUUUACAGUACAUAUGGCCCUUUAAACUUUCGACAUAUGCACGAAAAGUGCUCUGUACGCACUUAGACAAACAGACAUGCCUUAAGAAAUUAAUAAUUAGUAGCCGGUCGCCGGAUAGCUUCGCCAUAGCUUCCCCUGCGCCGCCGGCCGGCGCCGCGGCCGCGGGCGUAGAUUAAGUUUAUAACACCCGUUUGUAUGUAUUAUCGAGUGUAGUCCGAUCGUUUUAUAAAUGACUAUUCCUGCGCGUUCUUUCAUAUUAUUAAGUAUAGGCAUCGUUAGAGGCGGUGUCCCAGCUGUCCUCGCCGGUACAAACUGUUAAGUUAUUUACGAUAAUUAAGACUAUUUAUAAUUGCGAUUUAUGCGGGAUCAAUAAGUUGAAAUUGUGUUAAUAAUUUUAUUUUCUUAAGAGAAGUAUACUAAAGUAAAAAGAGGCUUUCGUUGAUUUACGAAACGUCUUAACGAACGACUGAGAAAUUAAUUCCGAAUAUAUUAUUAUUAUGUUUAACUCGAAAUCAAUACUGUAUCUAUUAUUAUGUAUUUCAAAAUAAGACAUUUUUAUUCAAAGUAUUUUUUAUUUAUGUUAGUGCCAUACAAUUAACAGUGGAUAAUUGAUAAAUAUUAUUGUAACCAUAUAAACCAAAUAAACUUAUCUAAAAUA
Molecule: messenger RNA, 8720 nt
Organism: Cydia strobilella
Lineage: Eukaryota; Metazoa; Arthropoda; Insecta; Lepidoptera; Tortricidae
Exons: 18
Coding region: 558-5852 (1764 amino acids)
Cellular component (GO): cytoplasmic vesicle
Molecular function (GO): protein binding
Source: RefSeq, a predicted model, not a curated record